AUGAACCAGACUUAUUCUUUGAGAGAAACAAGAGCUCCAACUCAAUCGCAGCUUCAAACCCCAGCCCCAGGACCGUCUUCCACAAAAACUGGGAACAAGUUUUUUGGUAAAGGCUCCCUUUCUGGUUCCAUCAGAAAAACCGCUGCUGGUAAUUUUGGUCCGCAAUUGGCUAGGAAGUUGGGUCAGUUUAUCAAAAUUGAAAAGAAUGUUAUGAGAGCUUUAGAGAUGGCUGCUAGAGAGCGGAGGGAAGUUGCAAAGCAAUUGUCAGUGUGGGGUGCCGACAAUGAUGAUGACAUCUCUGAUAUUACUGACAAGUUGGGGGUUUUGACUUAUGAGAUUGCAGAAUUGGAAGACCAAUUUAUUGACAAGUAUGACCAGUACAGACUUACCUUGAAGCAAAUCAGAAAUAUUGAAGCCUCAGCCCAACCGACAAGAGACCGUAAGCAGAAGAUCACCGAUGAGAUUGCCCAUUUGAAGUACAAAGAUCCAGCAUCUCCAAAACUAGAAGUAUUGGAGCAAGAGUUGGUUCGUGCGGAAGCAGAGUCCUUGGUUGCUGAGGCUCAGUUGUCCAAUAUCACCAGGGAGAAAUUGAAGGUUGCCUUUCACUACCAAUUUGAUGCCAUGAUUGAAUUUUCCGAAAAGUUGGCGUUGAUUGCAACUUAUGGCAAAGCCUUAUUGGAAUUGUUGGAUGACAGUGCAGUCACUCCAGGUGAAGUGAGACCAUCAUAUGAUGGGUACGGGACUUCCAAACAAAUCCUUAUUGAUGCUGAGAGUGCUUUGCGUAACUGGACCCUUGACACUGGUGUCGUUAAACCUUCAUUACUGCAGCACAAAAAUGCCGCCGAUGUCUACGAAGAGGCAGAGCUGCUUGGAACUGUCGAAGAAGAAGAGCCAGCAGCAGCUAACAAGGUGAAGUGA
This is a messenger RNA of Saccharomycopsis crataegensis, 918 nucleotides long. Its product is annotated as Eisosome component PIL1/LSP1 family protein. The record is from RefSeq and is a predicted model, not a curated record. The transcript has a single exon. Gene Ontology annotation, molecular function: lipid binding. NCBI's taxonomy places the organism in Eukaryota, Fungi, Ascomycota, Saccharomycetes, Ascoideales, Saccharomycopsidaceae. Gene Ontology annotation, cellular component: plasma membrane; eisosome filament. Gene Ontology annotation, biological process: eisosome assembly; endocytosis. Bases 1 to 918 code for a protein of 305 amino acids.